Glycine soja is the source of this 810-nucleotide messenger RNA. RefSeq lists its product as uncharacterized. The coding region runs from base 1 to 810 and encodes 269 amino acids. NCBI's taxonomy places the organism in Eukaryota, Viridiplantae, Streptophyta, Magnoliopsida, Fabales, Fabaceae. The record is from RefSeq and is a predicted model, not a curated record. The transcript has a single exon.
AUGGAUCGGCGUUGGAUGAAAACAGCACGCAUAACUGAAGAGUACGAAAAUGGGGUUGAAGGUUUCUUAAAAUUUGCUAAAGAUAAUGCACCCGACAAUGGUGGACUAUACUUUUGUCCUUGUGUUAAAUGUUUGAAUGGGCGACGACAAUGUGCGGAUGACAUUAGAACACACCUUAUCUAUUAUGGUAUCUGUCCUACUUAUACAAAAUGGAUAUGGCAUAGUGAGUUACCAGAAAUGUCAUCAACCUCUCCAACUGCUCCAGUUGAUGAACAAGGUGGCGAUCAUAUAGAAGACAUGCUAUGUGAUCUUGGACAAGAGGGUUUUAGGAAAGCAAAUGCACCGUAUUAUGACACCUUAGAUAAUGAUUCAAAGAUUCCAUUGUUUAUUGGAUGCACUAAGUGCACACGGUUAUCAGGGGUGCUAGCUCUGGUCAAUUUGAAAGCAAGAUUUGGGUGGAGUGACAAAAGCUUCAAUGAAUUACUGUUGUUAUUGAAGAAUAUGCUUCCGGGAGAUAACACGUUACCGAAGACUCAUUACGAGGAAAAGAAGAUAUUAUGUCCUGUUGGAAUGGAAUACCAAAAAAUACAUGCUUGUCGUAAUGAUUGCAUUUUGUAUAGACAUGAGUUUGCUUAUUUGCGCAACUGCCCUACAUGUGGGGUGUCAUGCUACAAAGUGGGUUCUGGUGCUUACAGUGAAGCUGCAUCCACAUACAUUGAUCGGCCAACAAAAGUGUGUUGGUAUCUUCCAGUAAUAUCGAGGUUUAAGCGAUUGUUUGCUAAUGCAGAAGAUGCGAAGCACCUAACAUGA